AGAAAUCUUUCUUCUUCUUUUUUCCUCGUCUCAUAAUGUCUAUUAAAUAUGUUUUUUUCUUUACGGUGUUUGUCUGUGUUGUAGUCUCUGCCAAUGCUCAACUACCCCAGUUUCCCAUCCCAUUUCCUUUUCCACUUCCAUUCCAACCAAGUCCCGGUAUUCCCGGAUUACCUGAUGUAGCAAAAUGUGGGUCUUCAGUGAUGGAUAUUCCAGGAUGCAUUAUAGAGAUUUACACAUCCAUACUCACAGGACAAUUCGGACAUGUAGGUCCUUCUUGUUGCAAAGAAUUUUUGGAAGCCGAAGCCAAUUGCUUACUGAAACUUCCAUUCAACCCAUUUUUUCCUCUCAAAGAACAAUGUUCAAGAAUUGCUAAAGCAGCUCCUCCUACCACAAAAUAGAGUUUUACAUUAAUAGAGGUAAUAGAUAUAUCGUUUUUAUUUUUCAAGGGAUUUUAACAUUUUAGCUUAAUUCUACGACGUUAUCCUCCAAAAAUACGAUUAUAUAAACAAAUUUUUGAAUAAAAAAAUCCUGCAUUUACUUUUAUAUUAACCAUGCGGUUCAUGACUGUGAAGAUUCUAAACUAAUCUUACUUAUAAAACAUACUUAAAUUAUACUACGAACUAAAACUAUACAAUUUACUAUUUGGAAAAGUACAUGGGCUGCAUCUACAAAAUAAAUAUAAAGAAGAACAUAAGAGAAUGAUCGAUUUAAGAUCCGAGUUUCAUUUUACAAUAAUUUGAAAGAAGUCUAUUCAUAAUUUUUAUACAAGCUGUAUAAGUUUCCCAUCUUUUUCUGUUUUUUUUUUGUUUCAUAAACAUAGCAUUUUUGUGUCUUUUAAUGUAACUUUACUGUGCUCGGUCGCUACGUAGCGACCGAGCAGCGUGUGUGCUCGGUCACUACGUAGCGAACGAGCUCGAGCCAAAGCUCGG
Brassica napus (rape) is the source of this 929-nucleotide messenger RNA. RefSeq lists its product as uncharacterized. Gene Ontology annotation, biological process: regulation of double fertilization forming a zygote and endosperm; regulation of protein localization to cell surface; double fertilization forming a zygote and endosperm. NCBI's taxonomy places the organism in Eukaryota, Viridiplantae, Streptophyta, Magnoliopsida, Brassicales, Brassicaceae. The record is from RefSeq and is a predicted model, not a curated record. Bases 36 to 398 code for a protein of 120 amino acids. The transcript has a single exon. Gene Ontology annotation, cellular component: vesicle; extracellular region.